Molecule: messenger RNA, 2514 nt
Organism: Lampris incognitus (smalleye Pacific opah)
Lineage: Eukaryota; Metazoa; Chordata; Actinopteri; Lampriformes; Lampridae
Gene: csnk1a1
Product: casein kinase 1, alpha 1
Exons: 10
Coding region: 633-1646 (337 amino acids)
Biological process (GO): signal transduction; negative regulation of canonical Wnt signaling pathway; peptidyl-serine phosphorylation
Cellular component (GO): nucleus; cytoplasm
Molecular function (GO): protein serine/threonine kinase activity; ATP binding
Source: RefSeq, a predicted model, not a curated record
GCUCGGUGUUGCUAAAAUGGCUUAGUUAGCUAAUCGUUCCGAGCGGAAGCGAGCAGAAAAUCUGGCAGAGAGAAGAUGGCGGCUGAGAGUGUUGCGCUCUGAAAAGACGGCCUUGACCCCUAAAGUUCGUCGAAUAACACUCUCCAAGGACCACGCAGUCUAAAACAAGCAAGCAGAACCAGGAGGCGGCUAAUAAGUAGCGUCGUUACCGUCAGACGCGGAGAGGGCUCGACCAUUUUUCCGCCGUUGUCUUUAUCGCCAGCCUGUGCUAACCGUAGCUAGCGCUAGCUAGCUAGCCGCUACUUCGAGGCAUUGGCUUGUUUUACGGCUCCGAAAACCUUGUCGGAUUCGUGUCGGGGUGAAAUGUCGAUUUAAGCGAGUUUUCUCUUCCGUCGAGGCGGCGUCAUCUGUAUGAAUACCUUUUUGCUGGACCGUGAGCGAAGCUAGUAGAAGAAGACUCCUCUUUUCCAGCUGGCUUACAACGACGAGGCAUUGUUGGAGCUAGCUAGCCGCGAGCCCGGUCGUCCGCACUGCCGCGUCCGUGUCUGCAUGGUGAGCUAACGCUGGGCCGGCUUGUCCUACAGCGCAUUUCCUAAAGUACAUCGAGCGGCGGUUGGGAUUUGGUGGAGAUUAUGGCGAGCAGCAGUGGCUCCAAAGCCGAGUUCAUAGUAGGGGGAAAGUACAAGCUUGUCAGAAAAAUCGGAUCCGGAUCUUUCGGCGACAUAUACCUGGCCAUCAACAUCACAAAUGGGGAGGAGGUAGCGGUAAAGUUGGAAUCACAGAAAGCUAGACAUCCGCAAUUACUAUACGAAAGCAAGCUGUACAAAAUCCUACAAGGAGGCGUCGGGAUUCCACAUAUAAGAUGGUAUGGCCAGGAGAAAGACUAUAAUGUGCUAGUCAUGGACCUGUUGGGUCCAAGUCUAGAAGACCUUUUCAACUUCUGCUCUCGUCGCUUCACCAUGAAAACUGUCCUCAUGCUGGCAGACCAGAUGAUCAGCAGGAUCGAGUAUGUGCACACAAAGAACUUCAUCCACAGAGACAUCAAGCCAGACAACUUCCUCAUGGGCAUCGGGCGUCACUGUAACAAGUUGUUCCUUAUUGACUUUGGUUUGGCCAAGAAAUACCGAGACAACCGAACGCGGCAGCACAUCCCUUACAGAGAAGACAAGAAUUUGACGGGCACAGCACGCUACGCCUCCAUCAAUGCACAUUUGGGCAUCGAACAAAGUCGUCGUGAUGACAUGGAGUCACUAGGCUAUGUGCUGAUGUACUUCAACAGAACCAGCCUACCGUGGCAAGGAUUAAAGGCUGCUACCAAGAAGCAGAAAUACGAGAAAAUCUCAGAGAAGAAGAUGUCCACCCCUGUGGAGGUACUCUGUAAGGGCUUCCCAGCAGAGUUUGCAAUGUAUCUGAACUACUGCCGCGGCCUGCGCUUCGAGGAGGCCCCAGAUUACAUGUACCUGCGCCAGCUUUUCCGCAUCUUGUUCAGGACUUUGAACCACCAGUAUGACUACACAUUUGACUGGACCAUGCUGAAACAGAAAGCAGCCCAGCAGGCGGCCUCCUCCGGGGGCCAAGGCCAGCAGGCGCAAACCCCCACAGGCAAGCAAACUGACAAACCCAAGCCUAACAUGAAAGGUUUUUGAGCGUUAAGUGUAUGUGUCGGCGAUGGAUAGCCAAGCAGAGUGGACUCAGGCGGAGCAGCAGAACCGCUGGCAACCAACACCACAACUUACUCAGCCGGCUUCUCUUUCUCAGAAAACCGAAAAACAAACUCUUUCUCUUUCCUUCAAUUAUAACUAUCUAUGUAAUGGAUAUAUAGAUAUGCACAUGCCUCUGUCUGCAGUAAUAUCUAUAUAUUGGUAUGUAUAUAAAUCUCUCCACCCUAAAAGAAAGAAUUUAAAAAAACCUUUCUUUCCCCAAUAAAGAAGCUGUUGCCCUGCUCCCUCCUCUUCCUUUACUCCAUGCCCUGCCACCUCUCCUCCGUCUGUCCCCCUCCUCUCUGAACCUAGUCUUUUCGUUUGGUUUCUUAGGCUACAGAGGUUAUCAAGGUGAAUGAUCAGUGGAUUCUCUCUCUUUUCUCCUCCUAAGGAUACCUUCUCAUGGUAAACACCAUCUAGAACAUGUUUAUUCUCCCUCGCGCCGCUCCUCUAUUAUUAUACUUUCUCUGCCUCUACCCAAGUAAGAUAUUAAUUGAAAAACUGUUCUCUCCCCUGUUGUUUUGAAAACAAAAUUGUGGGGAUUAUUUACUUAAUCAGAAAUGUUUUGUUUUUUUUUGUUUUGUUUUGUUUUGUUUUUUUCCUUUGGGGGGUGUUUUUCCUAUGGUGAUUAGGAGUGUGCCUGUUGCGUAGGAGCAGCUGUUUGUAUUGUGCGGCUGACAGCGACAGUCUAUGAUGAAAUAAUACUCUGGCUCUCUCCCUUUCUCUCAACAACUCUGCAUUAUAAUUAAACCUGUUGUUAAACUAUGGUCUUCUGAAACGGUCUCCAAAAUGCCAAUAAAAAUAUGGAAUAACA